Molecule: messenger RNA, 2481 nt
Organism: Suillus paluster
Lineage: Eukaryota; Fungi; Basidiomycota; Agaricomycetes; Boletales; Suillaceae
Exons: 5
Coding region: 1-2481 (826 amino acids)
Biological process (GO): ubiquitin-dependent endocytosis
Cellular component (GO): plasma membrane; cytosol; cytoplasm
Molecular function (GO): ubiquitin protein ligase binding; protein-macromolecule adaptor activity
Source: RefSeq, a predicted model, not a curated record
AUGGUUCAGAAUCGGACCUGGCAGGAGAAAAACACUCUCUGCAUCAGGUUAACUGAAUCUGUCGUGUUCCUGCGCGCCUCCGAUCCGACUGGCCGGGACCACGUCCAAGACAAUGCAGCACCUGCAAUGGUUCGCGGGCUGCUCACCCUGAACAUCGUGAAGCCUACUCGCAUCUCCAGCAUCGAGAUUGAACUGCAGGGGAAAGCCACCACUUCGUCGUUUGAAGGGGUUGGUGCGCGCCGCAUAGAGGUGACAGAACAACAAAAGGUGUUUUCUGCAUCUACUGUCUUAUUUCAAGCACCAUCGUCACCAUCUGCCCGACGUACUGCUUCAGUUGGCCCUGGACUCCCAGGCCGUGACCAUGAUGAAGUUCAUUACCCCGCAGAGCACAGUUUAGUCCCACCUGGACCACAUCCCAAUGACUUUCCAGCAUUCCACACCAGGAGCGCUAGCGUGGAUCCACGUCAAUUUUCUUCCACAAGCAGUGGGCGUUGUUUCAGUGACAACAAUGUUCUUCAGCGCGAGACUUAUGCUCCUCCCCACCAAGACACUGUUCACCUCCCUCCUACUCCUCCUUAUAGCCCACCCCUGGACCCCUCCUCGUUUACUGUAGACCAUCGUCCCUCGCCUACACACUCGCACUCGGGCUCGAUUUCUCAAUCUUCUGGUCACCCCAAACCAGAAGACAGUCCAGCCCAGACGCUGGAAGACCUUCGACAAGCGCUCAGGAAUAACAUAGAGGCAAGCCAACCGAGUAAGUCAAUUACUUACUGCUUUUUAUUUCUUAUGUCUAUACGCCUUACACUAGGUUCCCAUGGCCCAUUUUACACGCCCACUGCUGGUUCUUCUGCGUCAAGCAUACACUCGUUCCGCGAGAUUUCCCUCUCCCGCCGACCGAGUAUUGAAGACAUCUCUGAAAACGAGCAGUUGCCUGGCCAGACAUCCCGGUUCAGCUCCCGCACACGCACGUCUCCUGCAGAGUCGCAAAGUUCAACCGUCGUUUCCAAUGUCGCAGCAACACCCGAGGAUAUCUAUCGUGGGAGAAAGCAUGCCCGUUUUUCGCUUUCUGCUGUUGCGAAUGCGAUCGAUACGAUGGUGGAGCGUGUGAGGUCGCGUUCCCCACGUGCUGAAUCCCAGAGGAGAAGCAAGAGUGGAAACCGUGAUGGCGAACGAGGUAGGACGCUAGACAGAGGAAAGGGGAAGUUGCCGGAGCUGUCGUCGCAUGAAAAUGAGAAGCACAAGCAUUACACAGCGUUAGGAAAAGUGGGAGAACUCUUAGGGCUGGAGGAAGAGCAUAAAGAUGUGGGGGAGGGUUGGAAGGAAUUCAAGAAAGGAACAUAUACCUAUCCCAUCUCAUUUACCAUACCAAACAACUCCCCUCCCACCAUCGAAUGUGACCACGGAUCCAUGAUUUGGAGGCUGAAAGCUGAAGCGCACCGACCUGGUGCAUUCACAUCAAAGCUGACUGCCCAACGCGAAGUUCCUGUGGUCGCAGCACCUGGAGAAGAUGAUACCGAGGACUCGGAAAACAUCAUCAUCGAGCGCCAGUGGGAAUCGCAGCUGCAGUAUCUGAUAGCAAUAUCGGGACGCAGAUUCCACACUGGCGGCACCAUACCCAUUGAUCUCACGAUCAUGCCUUUCACGAAAGCCAAGGUGCAUCGAAUAUCUGUCUACAUCGAUGAACGGAUUGAGUACCACACACAAAUGAAGCGGGCCGUACGCUCACAACCUACACGUCGAAUACAGUUGCUUUCACUCCAGAACGAGGUUGACGACGAGAGCCAGCCGUUACUACCUCUCAUAUCCGACGACCCAGAGGCAUUCAGGAAGUCACCUUUGCACCGACUCCUGAACGCUGGCGACGACGAGAACGAGAUGGCCAUGAUUGUCAUGGGACCAGGACCAUGGUCAUUCCACCACGAACUGCAGCUUCCGGAACACUGCUCCCUCAUUCAUUUCUCCAAUCGGAACAAAAAGAGCAACAUCACCAUCAAUCACACACUCAAGAUUGUCCUUCGCGUAGAACGUGGCGACGACGAGUCGGUUGACCCGAAGACGAAGAAACACAAGCUAUUUGACAUCCUGAUCCAAACGCCUGUACACAUCUUAUCUUGCCACUGUGCCCCAGCGUGGGCGUCUCUACCCAGGUACUACGAGGCGCUAGAACGCGACUUCGUCAGCAAACGCGUAUCCUGCCCAUGCGACCUCAGACCCGCGCGCAGCACGCACUGCGGUCCCGACGCCAGUGAGCUGUACACGUCAUUGAACCGCGUGGUCUCGAUCGACUCCGCCGCGUCAUCUGCAGAGAACCUUUCGCCGGCGAGGCACAGUGGACCACACGCGCAGACGCUUGUGGGGCGAAGCGCACAGUAUGAACGGCUGGUGUCGGGAAUGGAGAGCGAGGCCGGGGAGGCACCGCCGGCGUAUGAGAGUAUUGGUGGUGUGAUACCCGUUUUUCGGUCUCAUUUUUAUCAUGCUUGA